Messenger RNA from Dermacentor silvarum, 6097 nucleotides. Its product is annotated as protein disulfide-isomerase A5-like. The record is from RefSeq and is a predicted model, not a curated record. Gene Ontology annotation, molecular function: protein disulfide isomerase activity. The coding region runs from base 53 to 2014 and encodes 653 amino acids. Gene Ontology annotation, biological process: protein folding. The transcript is spliced from 22 exons. Gene Ontology annotation, cellular component: endoplasmic reticulum. NCBI's taxonomy places the organism in Eukaryota, Metazoa, Arthropoda, Arachnida, Ixodida, Ixodidae.
AGGUGAGCAGUCACCUACAGACGAGCCAAGAAGCAGCCACAUAUCAAACAUCAUGGCGCUAUGCGUGAGGUGGCAUGUGCGAGAUGUUGUUUUAAUACUUUGCCUUAUACUAGCCUGCUGUCUUCAAAUUGAAACUAAGAAAGUAAGCGGACGAGACCUCAUCGAGGAUGUUGUUGACAUAAAGCAGCACAAGAAGCUUCUUCGCACGAAAAAGAAUGUUCUUAUCCUGUACACGAAAAACGCUAAGGAGGCAGCUGAGCCACUACGAAUAUCCAGUGAUGUUGCGUUGGAACUCAAAGGCCAAGCCACUUUGGCACAUGUUGAUUGCGCAGGGGAGGGAAAGAAGCUUUGUAAGAAGCUUAAAAUAGCACCUGAAACUGCAAUAUUGAAACACUACAAAGAUGGGGAGUUUCACAAGGACUAUGACCGGAAGCUGACAGUCACGUCCAUGUCUAACUUCCUAAAGGACCCUACAGGCGACAUACCUUGGGAAGAGGAAGAAGACAGUGCCGACGUCUACCACAUUGCUACAAUUGAGGAACUGAAGAGGCUAUUCCAGAAAGAAACUUCACCUGUUCUCAUCAUGUUCUAUGCUCCUUGGUGUACAUUCUGCAAGAGACUGAAACCAGACUAUGCAAAGGCUGCUACAGAGCUCAAGGGUCACUCGGUGCUGGCUGCUAUGGACUUGAACAGGCCUGAAAACACAGCUAUUCGCCGACACUACAACAUCACGGGUUUCCCAACGCUCCUGUAUUUUGUGUCUGGAACAUUAAAACAUCGCUAUGAAGGUGAAAACAACAAGGAUGCCAUCAUCAAGUUUAUGAAAAACCCGCAGCAGCAAAACAAGAAGCCAAAGGAGCAAGCUUGGUCAGAUGAACCAAGCGAUGUUGUUCACUUGACUGAAGAGACAUUCGAGCCAACGCUGCAAAAAAAUCCUUCCGUUCUUGUCAUGUUCUAUGCACCCUGGUGUGGUCACUGCAAGAAGAUGAAACCGGAAUAUGUAACGGCUGCUGCUACACUUAAAAGCGAAGGGGUGGCAGGUAUCCUGGCUGCUGUUGACGCAACCAAAGAAAAAUCGCUUGGCUCCCAAUUUAACGUUAGUGGCUACCCAACCGUCAAGUACUUUGAGAACGGCGCUUUUGCCUACGAUGUGAAUGUCAGGGUGGCUUCAAAGAUUGUGGAAUUCAUGAAAGAUCCCAAGGAGCCCCCUCCACCCCCACCCCCCGAGCAGCCAUGGAGCCAGGUGGAGAGCGAGGUGGUCCACCUUGAUGAGGAGACGUUCAAGCCAUUCUUAAAGCGCAAGAAGCAUGCCCUGGUUAUGUUUUACGCACCAUGGUGUGUUCACUGCAAGAGAGCCAAGCCUGAAUUCCAGUCUGCAGCAGAAGAGCUUAAAGAUGACCCCAAGGUGGCUCUUGCAGCAGUCGACUGCACAGAGCACAGUGGUGUCUGCAAUGCCUACGAUGUGGCUGGCUAUCCCACAUUCAAGUACUUCAGUUAUCUCAAGACUGUAUCUGAAUACACCAAGGGAAAGACGAAAGCAGAUUUUGUCAGCUUCCUUCGAGACCAGAGUGGUACAACGGCUGACCCCACACCUGCGGUCACGCCACCUGCAACACCAAAACCAAAGCCAAAAUCUUGGUGGGAUGACUUGCCCGGAGGCAACCAUGUGCAUUUGCUAAAGUCUGGGGACUUUCAGUCAUACCUUGAUGGCCAGGAAUCUGUACUGGUGAUGUUUUACGCUCCAUGGUGCAAGUUUAGCCAAGAACUGAAGCCAACUUUUGCUGCAGCUGCUUUACAGUUGUACACUGAGCAAGUAUCAGGAAAGCUAGCAGCAGUUGAUGCAUCGGAAGAGAAGACCCUUGCCUCCAAGUGGAAAGUUAACAGUCUUCCCACACUCAAGUAUUUCAGGCGCGGAAAACUUGUAGCUGACUAUGACAAGGGAAAGAACACUGUUGAGAACUUGGUCGCAUAUCUUAAGAGCCCUCCCACUGCAACCAAGAAAACAGAGUUAUGAGAUGACUUCCUAUCGCUGGCACCAAUCGUGAUCCUGGCCAGACUGUCUGAAGGAACAUAAUAUACUCCCGUUUCUCUUGACCAUUCAGCUCAACGUUGCAGCAGCAGUUCCUGCGAUCAUUUGCACCUUGUAUUAUCCAGGAGGCCAUAUUUGUCACACGCAAAAGGUAUUUCGGAGGACCGUGCUACAUGCAAUGGAAUUCCAGCCAGAAUGCAGUCUGGUACUGUAAGCCCAGUGAAUGUAUCUUCAUGUUAUUCAUUUUUUGUAGGCUUGUUGUGACAGAUUUUCAGCACCAUGGUGAUCUGAAACCCAGGGUAGCCAUUUUGACUUUGUUUCCACUGCAGUCUUUUUAACGCAGUGACAGUUCAGCAUUGGCUGUGUAGAUACCAGAUACCGAGCAACUCACUUCUAAGAUUUUCACUUUUUGAGCAGUACUCUUGUCCGACACUAAUAACGAUCACUGCCCUGGAAUACACUUACCUGUACAGAGCCAUAGCUUUUUUGUCAGCUUCGCACUGAUGGAAGCACUAGUGGCCGGAAUCUGUAAUUCACAUAACUCUAGAAAGGUACACCACAAGGCAUCUGAAAUUUUCUAUAAAUCUGAGGUGCUCAUCAUCCAUUCAGGAGGUUUGUAAUGGUUGCACGCAAACAUUAAACUAGCUGCAUGUUUGAGGCCCCUCAUUCAGCUGAUCAGUCAUCCACAGCUAUUAUUUCGUCUUUGUUUGCAUCUGUGUUCAUCAUUCUUUCUCGGAAUCUUUCAAAGUAAAGUCAAAAUUGUAAUGAUGCAGCUGGGCGCACAUUGUUCUGCUAGGGUUCUAAAGUUUUUUUUUUUUUUUUUUCUUUGUGUACUCUGGUUCAUUUGCAGCUACUGCAAAGAGGCUGCAUGCAUGUUGCUUGAUGAACUGCCCUAGCAUGGUUGCUGGAAGCAUUUCCUAUGCCUGUACUAAACUUACUGUCCUUCAGGGAGGCAUAUGGAGCGUGAGCACUGUACAGCAUCUUUUUACUGUGUGUCAUAGCUGUUGACCUGCAAUAUUUGCAUCCUGUCAAACUUCCAGUGCAUUUGAAACAAUGCUGGCUUACAGCAAAUACAUUCACGUAGAGUCUGGUAACCUGUGAUCUCACGGUGUGUUAACUGAGCAGAAUUGCAUAACUGCACUGACAGUACAACUGCUUUUGUUGUCUGGAGGAAAGCAGAGAAGUUCUUUGAACAGUCUGCCAGCUCUUCAUGAGUGUCAGAGGGCUUGUAGUGCAGAUUGCAACUCCGUGUGAAACUGGAGCUGCCUUGUAACUAUCAUCCAAAUGCUGCCGGUGUGCACUACUGAAGUUUCAAACCAUGCAAUCUGCCAAAUUUAAGUCCAUAUUUCAUGCCUACAUCUGGGGAUAAAAAUAAGUAUUGCAUGGCAUUUGGGAGGUCACGACGAAUAAGCUUUAAUGUAGCUAGAUUUUUCGUGCAAGUAUAGCGCCAGGUUGAAGUGCCAAAUCUUGGUUAGCUGUGUCAGUACUAUUAAAAUCACUGGCAAGGGUUCCUAGCCCGCUGUAUGCAAACAGUCCCAUCAUAUCUUCCAUGUUCAUGUGGGUCUGCCUAGGUGGCAGGCAUGCAGGAAUUCACUUGACUGCUUGUGAAGUGGGUGAUAUUGUUCAGACAUGGGCGACCAUUACAGGGUGCUCUCGCCAUUAUGUUUGUCGUGGCUGCUCAUGGUUCAGUAAUGGUGCUGUGAUUUUUCAUGGUUAAUGCUCGCACAGCAUGUCUUAGAAAUUAUUUUCUUUGUGCAUGUUCCUGUCUUUGCAUUUCAAUGUGCAUUCCAGUACAUAAUGUAGUUUCCCUUUCCAUGUUGUCGUUUCCUUUUCUGGUAUUUAGCAGCUUGCUCAUGUCUCACCACAUUUAUUUCAGUGCAGUACCAGGCACACAACGGCACCAGUUUUCAAUUGCACAUGUUUCUAAGAAUGUUGCUCUUUCGCUGCUGUAAUGUCUAAACACUGUUUAAGAUGAUCAAAAUAUUUUAUUUUCAUAAGAUGUUUCUUCAUUCUUCCUCCUGCAAUAUUUCUUCAUGUUCAUUCUUUUAUAAUAUAUGUGCUUCAAAGGUGUCCAUUAUGCAUGUGGUGCAAUCUCUUGCAAACCUUUUAUGCUUGCUUGAAGUUAACUGCUUUCCUUUGGUUGACAUCUGCCAUCCAUAAAUAUUCUACAUGGACACUCACAGCCAAAAUUGUUCAUUCAUGACCACACACCCCUUGUGAUUCUUACGCACAUAUGUAUUGAUAAAGAUCAAACUUGCACUUAGGGGCACUUUAGAAUGCAGCUUUUAUAUUCUCAUUGAUUAUAAACAUCAAAGUAAAAAUGUUUUUUGUGUCAUUCCCACUGCGAAUCAAGAGAAGAUAACAAAAUGUCAUGUGGGUUUAAUUGUGUGUGAAAGACCCUGAACCUUCUGUGUGAAGCAAUGAUGUUUUCUUGUGUGCCAGACUGACUGGCAGUCUGUGGAAGUUUUUAUCAUUGAUUGAUGCUCCAUCUUUACCCAAUUUUUGCUGCUGCCAACAGGGCAUCAUUCAUUUUGUAGAUGAACAAUAGCAGAUGUGAACAUGUAGUGCAUGAAAUGGUAGCUUGAAAAAUAGUUCGACGGCCUUGUUAUAGUCUUCCAAAUCAAGAAUGCAAAUCAUUCUGCUGUUCUCUCUUUAAAUAUUUUUUUAAUCUUGUUUAAUUUUCAUGAAACAAUACUCUUUUUUUAUAAACAAUAUUCUUGUCGGUAUUGUUUUCUGAAACUUGCUUUCUUGUAAAACUAGCUUCAUGUGUUGCACAACUUGCUGGUGUAUUGUGCCCAUUUAUGUUCCUGCUGUUGUGUCAUAAGAAGAGUGUGGUUGCUUAUGAUGCUAGCUUCAUGUGAAACCUGUGUAAGUGGGCAUUGUAACAUGCCUCACAUGCGAGGUAGUUGUGAUGUUAUGGAACCAGUGCCUUCUACUCAAUCAUUUUGGUAGAUGCAAGUGUAAUGUGAAUAAGGAAUAGAAAUGUAAGAGAAUUCCUAAGCAGCCAUUUGCAGUAUUUACUUGGAAUGCCUUGUGGUUUGGCCAGCGAAAAUAGUAUGAAAUGUGUGCUAAUUGCCAAGUUGUCAUGGAAACUGGCUUAUUGAGCACUGACUGAUGCUCCAUCUUUGCCCAAUUGCUCCCUUUGUGUUCGACAUUGCAUGUGUAGGUGGCUGCUGUGAAAGAAACGAUGGAGCUUUUAAAUAAUUUUGCUCAUCUGCUGGUAACCAGUCUUCAGAGCAUUUUUAUAGUGUGUCUAGGUUACUUUACUUUGCUGUUGUCCACUGUAUUGUGCGAACAAACUUAGUUGUGGUUGGUCACCAUUGCUGCAUAAGACCUGUUUAGAGAUCAACUUAUUCUUUACAGAAUGCUUCAUUGUUGGUCACGUUGUAUGUCCUCCACCAUACUAGACAUUCAUGAAGUCCCCGAGAAUUUACUGUAGUUAGGAUGUCCUGGCAUGUUUCAAUUUUGCCAAGCAGGAAAUUUGUUACUCAUUGUCCUACUGCUUGAAUUGAUGCCUUGGCAUUUUUGUGUGCUUUUCAGAGUACGUGUUGGCAACUUUUUUUUUUUUUUUCUUAGGAAAUCUACACUUCUGAUUUUCUAAUUACUUUUUGUCAGCUUCUUUUGCUUCAGAUUUUGUUUGCAAGGUUUUCAACUAGCGAAUUAGGUGUAUUGUCACUUUAAAGGUGUCAGGAUGCUGUUCUUACACUGUAUUUUGCCACUACAGUGUUCCAAAUAAUGAGGUCUAUAAUAAAGGUUACAAAUUUGUCUCUUUCUGCAUGUUCGUAGCCCAACUUCAUCUGAUUAUGUUUACAUCAAAAGUUGAUUGAGAGUGAUGCAGUGGUAGUUUCUAUGCUGAUGGUUAGAGACCAUACUUACACCUCUGGCAUGACUUAUGCUCACAAAAUUGCUUUGAUGCAGAUUACGAGCAAUGCCAGUGGAGUUUGUAGGCGGCUGGUACUGGUAGAUGUGUAAUGGCUGUGAUGAGGGCCCAAACAAAGCACCUCAGCCUUCGUUGCAUUGUUGUGCUCAUACUGAUGCCAGGUCAAUAAAGUUUUCAUUGCUGGUUGA